AUGGACUUCCCCAUGAACCUGACCUACCUGCCCUCCGCCGCGCCCUCCCCGGAGGCCGCCAACGGCAGCAGCCUGGGCGCGGGCGGCGCGCGCCCCGGGCACCCGCUGCUGUCCGUCUCCGGGGUCCUGCUGCUGACCUUCCUCGGCGUGCUCGUGGCGGCCACCUUCGCCUGGAACGUGCUGGUGCUGGCCACCAUCCUCCGCGUGCGCACCUUCCACCGCGUGCCGCACAACCUGGUGGCGUCCAUGGCCGUCGCGGACGUGCUGGUGGCGGCGCUGGUCAUGCCGCUGAGCCUGGUGCACGAGCUGUCGGGGCGGCGCUGGCACCUGGGCCGCCGCCUGUGCCAGCUGUGGAUCGCGUGCGACGUGCUGUGCUGCACCGCCAGCAUCUGGAACGUGAUGGCCAUCGCGCUGGACCGCUACUGGUCCAUCACCCGCCACCUGGAGUACACGCUGCGCACCCGCCGGCGCGCGGCCAAGGCGAUGAUCGCGCUCACGUGGGCGCUGUCCGCGGUCAUCUCGCUGGCGCCGCUGCUCUUCGGCUGGGGCGAGACGUACUCGGAGCGCAGCGGCGCGUGCCAGGUGAGCCGCGCGCCCUCCUACGCCGUCUUCUCCACGGUGGGCGCCUUCUUCCUGCCGCUGUGCGUCGUGGUCUUCGUCUACUGGAAGAUCUACAAGGCGGCCAAGUCCCGCGGCGGCUUCAGGAAGCUCAACAGCGUCGCGCCGCUGGCGGGGCCCGCGCAGGCGAAGGGCGCCGCCCAGCCGGCCCAGACCCUGUUCACUGCCCGGACGGCCACGGUCACCUUCCACACCGAAGGGGACACGUGGCGGGAGCAGAAGGAGCAGAGGGCGGCCCUCAUGGUGGGCAUCCUCAUCGGGGUGUUUGUGCUCUGCUGGAUCCCCUUCUUCAGCACGGAGCUCAUCGGCCCCCUCUGCUCCUGCGACGUCCCUGCCAUCUGGAAGAGCAUCUUCCUCUGGCUGGGCUACUCCAACUCCCUCUUCAACCCCCUCAUCUACACGGCUUUCAACAAGACCUACAGCAGCGCCUUCAAGAGCUUCUUUUCCAAGCAGCACUGAGCGCAGGCCAUGGGUCUUGUUUCAGGUAUUCUGCUC
Messenger RNA from Talpa occidentalis (Iberian mole), 1113 nucleotides. It is a transcript of the gene HTR5A, whose product is annotated as 5-hydroxytryptamine receptor 5A. The transcript has 3 exons. Gene Ontology annotation, molecular function: G protein-coupled serotonin receptor activity. Lineage: Eukaryota; Metazoa; Chordata; Mammalia; Eulipotyphla; Talpidae. Gene Ontology annotation, cellular component: plasma membrane. The coding region runs from base 1 to 1077 and encodes 358 amino acids. The record is from RefSeq and is a predicted model, not a curated record. Gene Ontology annotation, biological process: adenylate cyclase-activating adrenergic receptor signaling pathway.